Messenger RNA from Lactuca sativa (garden lettuce), 666 nucleotides. The record is from RefSeq and is a predicted model, not a curated record. NCBI's taxonomy places the organism in Eukaryota, Viridiplantae, Streptophyta, Magnoliopsida, Asterales, Asteraceae.
AUGCAAGCUGCAUUAGGCGAGGUGGAGAAACCUGCAAAGCGAGGAAAGAAAGCAGUUGUCAAGAAAGAAGCAACCGAAGAGUCCUCUUCCAAACCAACUAAGGCAAAGAAAUGGAAAGCUGACAAGGGUGAUUCCUCUGCACCAAAGAAAGUCAAGAAAAUGGCUCGCAGAAAACGAACUCCUUCACCUUCACAUUCCGAACAAAAACAAGAGCAGUCUGCAGGUGAAGAAGAGGAAAAGCAACAUGAUGGUUCACCUAGGGGUAAUACACCUCCUAGGCCUCCAACUCCGGUGGAAGUUGUCGAUGAUUCUGUUCCUACACCCCCUUCAUCUCCACCCAAGACAACAGUUCAAGAUUCGGUUCCAGCUCCACCUGUAUCUCAACCUGCUUCUACAAUUGCUUCACCACCACCUGUUACUUCUCCCAUCAUCACUGCUUCAAUACCAACUCCUAUUUUCUCCAAAGCAACCUUCACUACAACACCUAUCAUCACCUUUACCACAGAUUCUUCUGUCAACGUCAACACAUCUGAUGUGGGGGCGAAGACUGAAGAACCCCCUAAAGUCACAACCGAGCCAAUUUCCCAAACUCUUUCUGAUGAUUCUAAUCCAAUUUUUGGAGGAGCUAAGUUUAAGUUUGAUUUUACUUACUAUAGGACCUACUGA